Messenger RNA from Myotis brandtii (Brandt's bat), 351 nucleotides. It is a transcript of the gene MARVELD1, whose product is annotated as MARVEL domain containing 1. The annotation marks the transcript as partial. The transcript has a single exon. Lineage: Eukaryota; Metazoa; Chordata; Mammalia; Chiroptera; Vespertilionidae. The record is from RefSeq and is a predicted model, not a curated record. Gene Ontology annotation, cellular component: membrane.
GCCUUCUGGAUCACCAUCGCCACCAGCAGGUACCAGGGGCCCGUGCACUUCGCGCUCUUCGUGUCCGUGCUCUUCUGGCUGCUGACCCUGGGCCUCUACUUUCUCACGCUGCUGGGUAAGCACGAGCUGGUGCCCGUUCUGGGCUCGCGCUGGCUCGUGGUCAACGUGGCGCACGACCUGCUGGCGGCUGCGCUCUACGGCGCCGCGACAGCCAUCAUGAUCGACCAGACUCAGAGGCACAGCUACUGCAACCUCAAGAAUUACCAGAUGCCCUGCGCCUACCACGCCUUCCUGGGCGCCGCCGUCUGCGGGGGCCUCUGCCUGGGCCUCUCCCUGCUCUCUGAGCUCUAC